This is a messenger RNA of Impatiens glandulifera, 6448 nucleotides long. RefSeq lists its product as uncharacterized. Gene Ontology annotation, biological process: ribosome biogenesis. NCBI's taxonomy places the organism in Eukaryota, Viridiplantae, Streptophyta, Magnoliopsida, Ericales, Balsaminaceae. Gene Ontology annotation, cellular component: nucleolus. Bases 274 to 6246 code for a protein of 1990 amino acids. The record is from RefSeq and is a predicted model, not a curated record. The transcript is spliced from 11 exons.
CUUCCGACCCCCGGCCGGCGUCAGACCAUCACGGCAGUCGACAUUCGGUAAGCGGUAUAGCACGACUGAAUCUCACAGUCCUCACCACUCGGCAGAACACGGCUCAAUCUCCGUCCAGCGGUCCUCCAGCCUCCAGAAAAAAACAGGGAUAAAAAAUUGGGACGUUGUCAACGGCGGCAGCGACUCUUCGUCUUGAACCUACAAGCUAAGCUGGUAGGUAGGGGAUUGGAUCGGCCCGGGAGAAUUUGUCACUUACACUUUUGGAAUACUCCCAUGUCAAUCAUGGCUGAUUCUCGAACCACAAGAGAGGUGGAGAAGGCCAUGAAGAAAAAGAAAAGGAAGAUGUCAAGCUCUCGAGAAGAGGUAGAGCAGCAAAGACCUGCAAAAACCGUUCGCUCCGAUUAUUGUGAGGAAGAGAAGUCAGAGCAACACAUAGAAGCAGCUGAAAAGCUUGAAGAUUGUCCUCCUUGGAGAAACCUUUCUUUGAUUUUGGUGCUUCAGAACAAAACUACCAAUGUUCACAAGAAGGUCGAGCUGGCCUUUAAUUAUGUCAAAUUGGGAGUUACUGAACGAGAUAACGACAGAGAAGAUUUAGAGACAGUUAGCAUCUCAAGAGUUGUAACGUUUCUCAAUGACUGGGUCCAGAGCUUGCUGAUUUCUUCAGAAAAGAGAAUUAGAACAGAACAAUGCAAGCCUCAUUCAGAGACCAUGGGCUCGUGUUUGGACAAUAGAUGCUGGGAGAUUUUAAAAUUUUGCUUAGAAAAGUCUCUGGUGCUACAUCUCUCAUUGAACAUUUCACGAGACAUCCUUCGGGUUGUUCACUGUAUAGUGAAACAUGUAACCUCCACACUGUUUGUUGAACCAGACAUGGAGACCACAUUAUUUGGCCUGUAUGGUACUGUUCUUGAUUGUUUGCAGUUGGUAUUUUCAUCUCAUGGUGGUGUUUCAAAUGAAAGCUUAGACUUAUGGAUUUUGGUAACUGGAGCGGUAUUGGAACUUGUCCAAAAGACGCUUGAUCACAAUAAAGAUGGUAAUAAGGUGGCUUUAUUUUCCCUUCAGUUAUCACUUAGUGUACUUGAACCAUUCGGAAAGUUCUUGAAGAUUCAUCCAAUUCGAAAAAAUGUUUACCAUGAGUUUUUGGAUAAGCUCCUUGAUCCUCUAUUGCAUUUGUUGAAUGUGUUAUCUUGUUAUGUUCAUGGACGUGACUCUGUCCUGUUGGAUAAUAUAUUGCAAGUUAUUAAGGAUAUAUUGUCCCAUGGGCUGUUCCACUCAGUUCAUAUUGAUGGUUUUAUGAACUUGCAAGUUGGGAAACAUGCGAUUUCCGGUGAUGAACUUGUAAAAGAUGCCAAAGUUAUUAUUAAAAGUUAUCAUAGGCAUCUCUUUGACAAGUUAGAAAUGUUUUUGUUGCAGAAGCGUUAUUUAACAUUAGGUGGUGUAGGGGAGUUGUUUCAUUUAUUUAUCAACUGUGUUAAAAAUCUGGAAAGCACGUCAGCUUCUGGAGGGUUUUUACAAUUGAAGGAAGAUUCUCCUAGUGACGUGUCUAAAUUACAUUCCAACAACAAGGGUUACAGUUUGAUUGCCGAAACCCGCAAAUCAGUAUUCAACUUUUUUGCACAGAUUUUGGAACCUUAUUUGCUUGAGUUUAACAGUUAUCUUAAAGAUGAAGUGGAAGCAGGAUAUAACUUGCCGGAGAUUCAGGCUACACUCAGAACUACCAGUAAUGUGCUUCAUACAUUUGUGCAAGAAAAUGUAUAUAUACGGGUAGAGGAGGAUUCUGAUGGAGCUUCACUGAAUUUUCUAAAGGUUAUUUAUGAUAUUGUACUUUCCUUGUCAGGUAGAGUGAAUAAUAUCUCUCCAUUAGCUCUCUGUUCAAGUCGAACAAGAGAAGUGGAAAUGCUACUUUUGAUAGCCAAAGAGCUCAUUAUCAUUUUGCAGUAUUUAGUCAAAAUUGACUAUGAGGUUAUCAGGAAUGAUUUGGAAAACUUAUGGAUGAUAAUAUUUUCGUUUGCUGCUCUUGCUCUCUCAUCAUCACAAACACCAGAGGAACACACAUUAACUACCCAUAUCAUUCAUCUUGGAUGCCAGCUUGUUAAUCUUUAUAGUGAUCUUCGACAGGUCAACAAUGCUAUUUUAGCUAUGUGUAAAGCUGCAAGGACACUGAUUUUGCCAAAUAAUUUUGGAGAAAGGACUGACUCAAACGAGUAUGUAAUAAAAUCACCUGCAUUAGGUUGCGAUGUAUAUGGAAAGUCAAUUAGGAUUUUGUUAACUUCGAGUGAGUUUAGGCUUGCUAUACACAAAGCUAUAGUCUCAACACCUGAAGGGCAAGCCAGCAGCUGCAUCCGUAUUUUGGAAACAGAUAUUUUCGAAUCUCUGCAAUGGUUAAAACUUGGGGUUGCCAAGCUAGACGCGCAAGCAGAACUUCUAGGAACAGCCAUAUGUGAUUUAUAUGUGUUGGUUUUCGAUUCCCUUACCGUUACAAGUGGUAACAGUAAGAUGAUUGGUCUUUCUGUCAACAAUCUUAUAAAAUUGUUGUGCCCUUUUAUUACUGGACUUGUACAAGUAAAUCCAGGCAGCUGUAAAGAGCUCCUCCGCUUAGUUGUAGGUGAAGAUUGGGGCAAUACAGACAAUCAAAGUAAUUUGUCAUCUUGUUAUUGGCUUGUCCUAUUAUUCUUUCGGUUAUACAUGUCUUGUAGAUACAUAUACAGACAAGUGAUCAGCUUUGCUCCUCCAAAAACAUCAAUAAAGAUGUCAGAGGAGAUGGGUGACUUAGUUACUGCCUACUCCGGGAAAGACCUGUUGGAAAGAACUGACUGGACUUGUGGAGGAUAUUUUUCUUGGGCUGGCCUUCCUUCAGCUUCUCUUUUGAGAAUUAUGCAAUCACUUUCAUCCACUUAUAUUAGUAACAAAGCUAAUGAAGAAGCUCCUCUGAUUUAUGUAAUGAACAUGGCCGCUAUUCAGAGGCUUGUGGAGUUGAAUAGGUUGAUGAAGUCUUCUGAGUAUGUUUCACAAUGGAUUAAAUCUUCUCGUCGAAACAAGGUUAAGGAUGAAAGUACUUGUCCUGUUAAGAGUAAAGGAAGCAAAAAAUUGAAGAAGCACGCCCUAGGUUUUAAGCAAGAAGCAGAAGAUCUAACCAACUUUAUAAUGGGACACCUAUCUUUACUUGUUAAAGACCAAGACUCCAUAUCAUCAUAUAUUGCUGCUACUUCUAAUACCAGUAAUGCUCAGUCUCUGCAUCAAUAUGAUGAGAGGAAUUCUGGUAUUGGUGUUUUAGGUAAGAGGUCAUUGCCUUAUGCACUUUGGAAGCUUUUUUCCCAAAGUCUUGAUAUUUGGUGUGGCCAUGCUUCAAAGAAGCAUUUAAAGAAGUUCCUUUCGCUUUUAAUUGAUCAUUCUGUUUCCUCUUUGAGAAGCGAGCCAGACGACUUUGGAAGGAAGUGCUCUGAUGAACCUGGUCAUCACAGGAGAAUUCUAGGUUAUCUUGACUCACUGGGUUUUCUCAAUGAUACUAUUUUUUAUGAGCAAAGAUUUGUUUGCAGGCACAUGGCAUCAAGGUUUUCUUCAUUGUUGGAGAACUCUGCCAGGGCAAUAUUUAGUAGCUCUGUAGAUGUUGAUUUGAUGUUGCCACUUGACUGUUCUGCGUUUAUGAGCAUAGUUGGAGAACCUCUCAGUGUUUGUGUUGUUGAAUGUUCUAAGUCAUUAAAAAAUACAGGAGAGAGUGAAGAAAGCACUUCGUCUCUGAAAAUGGAGUUUACAGUUUGUGAAGGCUUACUCAAUUUCCUGUAUUGGAAGCCAAAAGAUUAUAUGGAUUCUAAAUCAUUGUCACUUUACACAACAUGUAUCUUCAAUCUUGAAAGGAUCAUAGUCCAGAAUUUAUUACGACGUGGAGGCGUUUUAUGCUUGCAAAAUCAAUAUAAGCUAUUAAGGUUGCUACUUUCCUGCCGUCGAGCGAAUAAGAGUUUUCUUGAGUCUGGUUCGUCUAUCAUUACUACAAUUUUUUACCAGAGCUCAUUUCCUGCUUUGUGGCUUUCAAAAUCUUUGUCUACCUUGAUUAAGUCUCUGCAUUCAUUAUCUGACAAUGGACCUUCCCAGAUGAAAGAAGUCAUAUUUUCUUUGAUGGAUCAUACAUCAUAUACAUUUCUAGCAUUAAGUAAAUAUCAUAUUUUAAGUGCAAACAAACAUAUGAACGAGGAGUCUUCUGAAGGACAAGAUAUUCCAGGAUGCUCUGAUGAUGAUGGUAACAUGGAUGAUUCUGAUGCCUGGAAAAUUAUUGGCCAAGUGGCUGAGACUUUGACUGAACAGUUGAAGAACUCACUACUCUGUUUAAGUAGCAGCCUCCAAAACGAAAAUUUGGGAUCUUCUGCCAGCACUCGAGAGUUCAAUAAUUUAAGUUCUACUAUUUCUUGCUGUUAUGGUUUCCUAUGGGGUUUCUCAUCCAGCCUGGAUAAUGUAGAUUUUAGUCGAUCCAAGAGUGAGGUUAUAGGGAAAAUCAAAUAUUGCAUAAAUGUGUUGUCAGGUGGUUUAGAUUAUGUUCUACGUGUUUUAUUCGUUGAGGACAGUCAGAUGCCUAGUGGUGCAGAUGGGGAUCUGACUCUUCCCGUCUUCCAUGACAUUGAUGGUUGCUUGAAGAUCCAAGGUCCAUUAUGCAAAGACAACGAGAUUGGAGAUUGCUCUGAUAAGUCUAUUGGAAAAAAGAAAUCCUCGAUAGAUAUACCUGAUAGCAUGAACACAAUUCUUACUAAGUACUAUCCAUUUAAGCUAUGCAGUUUAAAGAACACUUUCUUGAAGGUCUUUCUCAAGGGGAAAAACUUGGAGGUUGCAUUUUUUCUCAGGCAGAUAUUUAUUGUUUCUGCAGCUCUGCUGAGGCUGAAUUUAAAUAUCAAAACAGAUUUACCAUCCAGCUCAGUGUCAAUUCUUAUUGACUUCUCUCUAGUUUUGUUCCAAGAGUUUGUGAAUGAAGUUGAAGUUCCUCACCCACUUUCUUUUGUUUGGUUGGAUGGGGUGGUUAUGUUCCUAGAAGAGCUAGGGAAUCAUUUUCCUCGUACCGAUUCAAUUAUGUCAAGAGAUUUGUAUGCCAAGCUCAUAGACUUACACUUGCAAGGUAUAGGAAGGUGCAUUGCUUUACAGGGAAAAAGAGCUACUUUAGCAGUUCAUGAGAUGGAGUCCAGCACUAAGACAAUAAGUGGGCAUUCGAGAUUAGGCGAACCUUACCUUUCAUAUGGAUCUUGUUAUCUUGAUGAAUUCAAGUGCAGGUUGAGAAUGUCAUUCAAAGCAUUUAUGAAAAAAUCACCAGAGUUACAUACAUUAUCUGCAAUUCAGGCGUUAGAGAGAGCACUUGUUGGCGCCCACCAAAGUACCAUAUCCUAUGAGGUAUGUACUGGUUGUACAAAUGGAGGCACAGUCUCUCCCAUAGUUGCUGCUGCUAUUGAAUGCCUAGAUUUAGUCCUCGAGUUUGUUACAGGGCGGAAGCGUUUGAGUAUUAUCAAAAGACACAUACAGAAAUUUGUUUCUUGCUUGUCCAACAUUAUCUUGCACUUGCAAUGCCCUCAAAUCUUCUAUGGAAAAGUUAUCAUCAGUCAAGGCCCAGUUCAUCCUGAUUCAGGAGCAGCUAUUCUAAUGUGCAUAGAGGUUAUGACUAGGGUUCUCGGGAGGCAUUCCUUAUACCAAUUGGACCCUUAUCAUGUUGUGCUUUCCUUGCGAAUACCUGGAUCAGUAUUUAAACACUUCUUACAGACCAAAGACGAAAUGCAUGCUGUAGACAGGCGAUUAUCCAUAGAUCUAUUUGCUGCUUGUUGUCGAUUACUAUGUACAGUUGUUAAACAUCGCACAAGUGACAUUGUGCACAAUGUAGCUUUAGUAGGAGAUUCUGUUUCCAUUCUUUUGCAUUGUUUGGAGAUACCUGAUGGAAAAGGAUGCUUUGCGUGGGAACUUCAAGAGGGGGUGAAAUGUGCUUAUUUUCUCCGAAGAAUAUACGAAGAGAUACGCCAGCAGAAGGAUGCGUUUGGUGGACAAUGUUCUUUGUUCCUAUCAAUUUACAUCAGGACCUAUUCAGGAUAUGGGCCCCUUAAAAUGGGCAUAAAAAGGGAAAUAGAUGAAGCAAUGAGACCAGGUAUAUAUGCUUUAAUAGAUGCUUGUUCAGAAGAUGAUCUUCAGUAUCUACACACCAUAUUUGGAGAGGGACCUUGCAGAAAUACUUUGGCAGCUUUGCAACACGACUAUAAAACCAACUUCCAAUACGAAGGAAAAGUCUGAGAAAACGUUCUUCCUGGUCAGUUUUCUAUAUCUUGUUCUAAUAUCAUUAUUUGAUCUUCUUUUUUCUUCUGAGGCCAAGAAAAUAUAGAACUAUUCCUUGUUUUAGAUCACCUGUAACAUGUAGUUGUACAUUAACAUGAAAUUUUGUUUAAGCUUACAGCCUUUUUUGUUGAUUCUUUUUGUUCAUUUGAAACAACUUUUU